Microbotryum saponariae is the source of this 5428-nucleotide messenger RNA. The record is from the annotation of a GenBank genome assembly. NCBI's taxonomy places the organism in Eukaryota, Fungi, Basidiomycota, Microbotryomycetes, Microbotryales, Microbotryaceae.
AUGUCGCGAUCAUCCUCGUCCUCAGACGAGACGCGCGCUCCCAACACCCCCGCCGAGUAUGCGAGCCCGACCGCGGCCGCCGAUGCGCAUAACAAGCGCACCACCAACGGAGCCGCGCAAGGUGGGCCGGGCAACCUCGCCGCCCCUCUCAAGACCGUCGGCGAACGCAACGAGUUGCAACGCACCACGACCGCGACCCGCCACGAACAAUUCAACUACUUUGACCGGGAAGGUGCCGCCGAGCUCGAACGUCGCCUGUCGCGAAUCCAGAGCUCGUAUAGCACCACGACGCAGGACCCGACCGCCGAAGACUUUGACUUUGAGACCCACCUCAAGCACCUCAUCCGCAAGGCCGAUAGCCAAGGGCUCCAGCGUCGCGAGAUCGGUGUCACGUUCAAGGAUCUCCACGUCACCGGUGAAGGAAGUGGCCUCAGCUACGGCGACACCCUCGGUAGCUUGCUCUCGGCGCCGCUCCGUCUGGGUUCGAUGAUCAAGUCGAUGCGCCACCCAGUGCGCAAGAACAUCCUUGUCGAUUUUACGGGAACGGUCAAGCCUGGAGAGAUGCUGCUCGUUCUCGGACGGUAAGUGACUUGCUGCUUUGCAGAAGCACUCAUCGGCGGGUCGCGAUCUUCGACAUGUUCUCACCGUCGACGCUGACGUUCUGAAAACCCCGUCCUGUGAUUCGUGCAUAGACCUGGGAGUGGUUGCAGCUCGCUCCUCAAGACGCUGUCCAACAAUACCGAGGCUUUCACUUCGGUCGAAGGUGCCGUCUCCUUCGAUGGUGCCUCGGCCGACGAGAUGCGAAAGCACCGUGAGUAUUAUCAUUUCACUCCCCUUCUUGUGCGAAGCUCCUGUCUCCUCUUGGAGCUGACGAUCUCUCCCUGACCCCGCAUAGACGCCGGCGAUGUCGCUUACCUCCCUGAGGACGACCACCAUCUUCCGAGCUUGACGGUCGGUCAAACCCUGGACUUUGCCGCCAAGACGCGUACGCCCGCCAGUGGUGCCCGCUUGGGCUCUCGAGAUGAACAAGCCAACCUCAUCAAGGACACACUCGUUACCUUAUUUGGUCUGCGACACACCCUCAACACCAAAGUAGGAAACGAUAUCAUCCGUGGUGUCUCCGGAGGUGAAAGAAAACGUGUCUCAAUCGCCGAGCUGUUGACGACGGGCUGCAAGAUUGGCUGUCACGACAACUCGACCCGAGGUCUCGAUGCCUCGACCGCUCUCGAGUACACGCGCGCCUUGCGCAUCGCGACCGACAUCUCGCAUUUGACGACGAUUUUGUCGAUCUACCAGUGCGGUCAAAAUAUCUUCGAGAUGUUCGACAAGGUCUGCAUUAUCUACGAUGGUCGCAUGGUAUUUUUCGGCAAGAUGUGAGUCGCGCUGCGAUACAGGCAACGGCGGUCGGCUGAUUUCAAUUGGAGCUAAUUUCGUUGCCUUGUUGUUUGCCUAUUGCAGGGGAGACGCGGUGCAAUACUUUGUCGACAUGGGCUACGAGCCUCAGCCUCGUCAGACGUCGGCCGACUUCUGCGUCGCCGUUACUGACCCCAACGGUCGAUUCGUUCGCAAGGGCUUUGAGGGUCGUGUGCCCAGGACGGCAGAGGAGUUCGCCGAGCACUGGCGCAAGAGCGAGCUCGGCAAGCAGAACCUCGCCGAGGUUGAGAAGGAGCUCCAGCACCACGAAUCAGACGGUGCCCACGAGCAGCUCGAGGCAUUCCGCGAGUCGGCCAAGCUCGAGAAGGCCAAGCACCUCAGCAAGGACUCCAAGUACCUCAUCUCAUACCCGAUGCAAGUCCGUCUCGCGUGCAAGCGUCGAUACCAGCUACAGAUGGGUGAGCUUUCGACGCUCAUGGUCACGACCAUCGCCGCCAUCUUCCAAGCUCUCAUCAUCGGUUCGGUCUACUUCCAAAUGCCCAAGAACACGUCCGGCUUCUUCUCACGCGGUGGUGUUAUCUUCUUCGCGAUCCUGUACAACUCGUUCACCGGUAUGGCCGAGAUCACCACCGCCUUCAGCCAGCGCCCCAUCAUCGUCCGCCAACGCCAGUACGCGAUGUUGCAUCCCUCGGCCGAUAUGUUUGCGCUCAACCUGGUCGAUAUCCCCUUCAAACUCGUCACCAUCUUCUUCUUCGACGUCAUUCUCUACUUUAUGAGUGGUCUGCAGAACUCGGCGUCGCAAUUCUUCGUCUUCUUGCUCUUCACCUUCGCUGCCAAUCUAGCCAUGCUCGCGCUCUUCCGUUCGCUCGCCUCCAUCAACCGCAAAGAGGUUCGUCCGCGCAUCUUGUCGGUCUAUGGGGGUUGAAUGGACAUGAGCUGACCUGCACUCUUCAUUACGCUAUUUUGACAGCCACCUGCCACCAUGAUGGCCGGUAUUCUGGUCUUGAUCAUCGCCAUCUACGUCGGUUACACGAUCCCUCGCCCCAGCAUGAAACCCUGGUUCCGCUGGCUGUCGUACGCGCAGCCCGUCUCUUUCGGUUUCGAGGCCCUCAUUGCGAACGAAUGUAAGUCGAGCCACGCCUACGAUCUAUCACCUCGACUGCCACUAGAGCUCGGCAACCUGAUUCUUGACCUAUUCUUCUCACGUAGUCCGAACCCUCGACGUCCCUUGUGCCGGCCUCGUCCCUAGCGGAGCGGGCUACGCAAACGUCGCCCUCGCCAACCAAGUCUGCACCGUCGCGGGCUCGCGCACGGGUGAAUCCAUCGUCAUUGGUGCGGAUUACUUGCAGGCGUCCUUCGGCUACACCUACGCCCACACUUGGCGCAACCUUGGCAUCGUCCUCGGUUACUUCGUCUUCUGGCUCGCGGUCAACUUGAUCUCGUCCGAGUUCCAGCCCGACGAGUCCGCCGCCGGUGGCGUCAUGAUCUUCAAGCGUGGAGCGGCGCCCAAGGAGCUCGAAAACGCCCUCCAAGGUGUCUCCGAUGGCAGCGACGAAGAGGCCGGCUCCGCGGCCGAACGUGUCGAGGAGCACCAAUUGUCUGACGAGGAAAAGGAGAAAGCCGCCGAGGGACUCAAGGCCGCGACCGAAAUUUUCACUUGGCGCGAUGUUUGCUACGAUGUCCAGAUCAAGGGCGAGACGCGCCGCUUGCUCGACAAUGUCGCGGGCUACGUCAAACCGGGCAAGAUGACUUGCUUGAUGGGCGAAUCCGGCGCUGGUAAAACGACCUUGCUCAACGUUCUCGCUCAGCGCGUCACGACCGGUGUCGUCACGGGUGACAUGUGCGUCAACGGCAAGCCUCUUCCCGUCUCCUUCCAACGCGAAACCGGUUACUGCCAACAGCAAGACACGCAUUUGGCGACUGCUUCCGUCCGCGAGGCGUUGCAGUUCUCGGCCCGCCUUCGUCAGCCCGCCUCGGUUUCGACCGCGGACAAGGAUGCCUACGUCGAAGAGAUCAUCAAGCUCCUCGAGAUGGAGGCUUACGCCGAAGCACUGGUCGGUGAAGUCGGUAUGGGUCUCAACGUCGAGCAGCGCAAGCGUCUCACCAUCGGUGUCGAGCUCGCUGCCAAGCCGGCGCUGCUCAUCUUCCUCGACGAGCCGUCGUCGGGUCUCGACUCGCAGUCCUCUUGGUCCAUCAUGCAACUGCUCCGCAAGCUCGCCGAUCACGGCCAAGCUAUCCUCGCCACCAUUCAUCAACCGUCGUCCGAACUCUUCCAGGUGUUCGAUCGCUUGCUUCUGCUCAAGAAGGGUGGCCAGACCGUCUACUUUGGUGACCUCGGUGAGAACUCGGAGACGCUCAUCAAGUACUUCGGUGAUCGAUCAGACAUGAAGUGCCAGGAGUCGGACAAUCCUGCUGAGUACAUUCUCGAAGGUGAAUUCGUUUUCCGAUUCUCUCAGAAAAUCAUGGAGGCUGACGGACGGUGUUGAUCGACUUGCCCAGUCAUCGGAGCCGGUGCGGGAGCCAAGACCAAGCAAGAUUGGCACGCGCUUUGGAGGGAGUCCGACGAGUAAGUCGCAAAUAUCUCCCCUGACUUUCAGAAAUAGCCUUAGCUUAGACGAUGUCUCCUAUCUUGCUUCAGGAACAAGACCGUUCAACGCGAGAUCGACGAGUACCACCGCGAAUAUGCCAACAAAGAAUCAGCUGCUUCCGCCGACCCCGACUCCGGCCGAGGCUACGCUGCGCACACUGGAACCCAGCUCAAGAUUGUUUGCCAGAGAGUGUUUGCUAACUAUUACCGGGACAGCACUUACCUCAGUACGUAACUUACCAAGGCCUGUCGCGCACGGCGCCAUGCGAUCCAGGAUGCUAAAAUUUUCGAUUCCAUGAACGCUCGCAGUUGCCAAGAUCAUGUUGAACAUUGUCGCCGGUCUGUUCAUCGGCUUCAGUUUCUACAAGACGCCUAUGUCGCUCAGUGGUCUCCAGAACAACCUCUUCGCCGUCUUCAUGGCCGUCGUGCUGGCAGCCCCCUUGUCACAGCAGCUCCAGCCCAAGUUUAUCGGUCUCCGCACGCUCUACCUUGCCCGCGAGCGGCCCUCGCGGAUGUACAACUGGCCCGUCAUGGUCUUUGCCAAUGUCGUCGCCGAGAUCCCGUGGAACAUCUUCGCUGGAACGCUCUUCUUCUUGUGCUGGUACUUCACCUGCGGCUUCGAUUCGAGCCCUGAUCGAGCCGGCUACGCUUACUUGCUCUACGCCGUUCUGUUUGAGCUGUACUUCGCUUCCUUCGCCCAGUUCGUUGCCGCUAUGUCGGCCAACAGCAUGAUCGCGUCCGUUCUGUUCAGUUGCUUAUUCAGUUUCGUCAUCAUUUUCAACGGUGAGUGCCUGAACAUUGCAAAGGCUCUUGCAGCAAGGAGUUGAACCUCAUCCUUACCAUCGUCAUUCACUGCUAUCCCCCUUUAGGUGUUGUCCAACCGGUCGCCCAAUUGCCCAAGUUCUGGUCGUCUUGGAUGUACCACUUGACGCCUUUCACUUACUUGAUUGAAGGUCUCGUGGCCAACGCUAUCGGUGGCAAGACGGUCACUUGCGGCCAGCAAGAGUUCCAAGUCGUUGUCCCACCUGCUGGCCAAGGCUGCGUCGAUUACCUAUCGGCCUACACCUCCCGUGCUGGCGGUUACGCCCAGGUCCUCGACAACGGAUCGUGCGGUUUCUGCACCUACCGAAACGGCGACGAGUUCUUGGCCACCGUCGGCAUGAAGUACAGUCAUCGAUGGCGCGAUGUCGGCAUCUUCUGCGCUUACAUCUGCUUCAAUUACUUCGCCGUCUUUGCUUUGACCUACAUUGUAAGCGCGCACUGUCGACUACAGAGCUCCCAGUAAUUGCAGUGUUCCGAGCACUGAUCCCGCCUCACCUUUCUCGUCCACAGUUCAGCAUCGCCGACUUCAAGAUGUCAGCUUCCUUCUUCUCCAAGAAGGGGAAGAAGACCCGAGAACCCCAGAAGCAAGACGCCGAAAAGGUGGAGGAAGCCGAAGGAAGCGGUUCCCGAGUCUUGCCGCUCUGA